Molecule: messenger RNA, 2267 nt
Organism: Condylura cristata (star-nosed mole)
Lineage: Eukaryota; Metazoa; Chordata; Mammalia; Eulipotyphla; Talpidae
Gene: RSL1D1
Product: ribosomal L1 domain containing 1
Exons: 9
Coding region: 62-1516 (484 amino acids)
Source: RefSeq, a predicted model, not a curated record
CGUGCGCACCAGGAUCCAGCUGCAGGUCUCUGCACGCGCAUCUGCACGAGGUGAGGGAGAAAUGGAGGCCCCGGCUUCGACCGCUGCAGCCACCGCAACCGCAACGUCAACGUCGACUCCAGAGACCCCGACGGCCCUGGAGCAGUUGGACGAAGAGCAGAUUAAAAAGGCAGUGGAAGUUCUGUUGACACAUACCAAGACCAGGAAGAAUGCUGAUGGCUUGCUCCUGAAUGAAAAUGAAAAUUUCUUUUUAAUGGUGGUCUUAUGGAAAAUUCCAAGUAAAGAACUGAGGGUCAGAUUACCUUUGCCUCAUAGUAUUCGAUCAGAUUUAGCAGACGUUUGUUUAUUUACCAAGGAUGAACCCGAUUCAACUCCUGAGAAAACGGAAGGUUUUUAUAGGAAGCUUUUGAACAAGCAUGGAAUUAAGACUGUUUCUCAGAUUAUUCCCUUUCGAACUUUAAAAACAGAGUAUAAAGCCUACGAAGCCAAGCGCCGCCUCUUGACUAGCUUUGACUUCUUCCUCACUGAUGCAAGAAUUAGGCGGCUUUUGCCCACACACCUGGGGAGACAUUUCUACCACAGAAAGAAAUUUCCAGUGCCUGUAAACCUACUGGCCAAGAAUUUAUCCAAAGAGAUCAAUGAAUCUAUAGGAGGAACUGUCCUAAACAUCUCUAAAAGUGGUUCUUGCAGUGCGAUCCGCGUCGGCCACACUGGAAUGCAGGCUCCGCACAUCAUCAAAAACAUCAUGGCGGUCACCAAGGGGCUCGCACAGAAGUUGCCAGAGAAGUGGGAGAGCGUGAAACUCUUGUAUGUGAAAACGGAAAGGUCUGCUUCUCUUCCCAUCUUUUCUUCAUUUGUCAGUGUUCAGGACGAAGCCAAAGGAGUGCGCACUCCUAGCCAAAAGAAAAAGGAAGCAAGAAAGCAACAAAGGCGAAAAGAAUAUCUGCAAAAGAAGCGGCUUGAGAAAGAGGCUGCUGACGCUCCUGCGGCCCUAACUAAAGCUGAGGAGGCCCCUAAGGCCAGCGGCACUCCAGCAAAGGGCCCUAAGCCCCAGAAGGCAGGGACCCCAAAGCGCAACAAGAAGAAGACGGGUGCAGGGAAGGCUGCACUGAAAGUGCAGGGCGAAUCAGAAGAAGAGAUCCCAGUACUGGUACCAAUCGGGGAAACGCCUGUUAAAGAAAACGGAGAGAUGCAAAAGCAGGCCACAGGAAAGAAGUCUAAGAAAAAGAGUCCUGGUCCCAAUACACCUCGAGGGAAAAAGAGAAAGGCUGUUUCUGCUGUGGAGACCCCGAAAGCCGAAGAGCCCAAAACCUUGGGGAAAGGCCCGGGGAAGAAGCCGAAAAUUGUUAAAGAAGCAGCAGAGAAAGAAAGAAGCACUCCGAUGGGGAAAAAAGACCCAAGACCAACUCCCAAAAAGCCGGAGGCCAAAUUCUUCGCUACUCCCAGUAAAUCUGCCAAAAAAAACCAAACCCCCAAACAAUCUACCAAAAAGCCCAAAGUGCCCUCAAAUCAGUAACUCCGCCGGGGGGAGCAGCGUAGGAGCUACCCACAGGGCUUUUAACAUACCUGUCGUGACCCCUGUAGCCCUCUCUGCGCGAGACCCGAACUUAAACCUAGUGUCAGACCUCUGCGCGUCUCUGAUGUGUGUUCCUGAGUGUGAGAACCAGUAGUUUGAAGUAAAUCCAUUUUCUAAUUGCUCUUUUGUGUAUUUAAUAUAACAGAGGGGAAAUACAGUGUUUCUCUGUGGUUGUACUUUUAUUACUAAAAUGGACAUUUGCUUUGAGUAUACCUUUGGCAUUCCAUAUUGGCUUUACUUGAAUGCCAGGGAUGUGACUUCAUUUCUUCUGGUUGUACUGAGUUGAGGUGUGAGUGACAUUCACUUCGGGUAGCAUUUAUACAUGAUGCGAGGCACCAUAGUGAGUGUAUGUCACAUCUGUCACCACGUGUGCUCACAAAAUAAACCACUUAGCUGCACAAGCUUCAUUACUCGGGUUUGCUCAGACAUCCCUACAGCUUGUCAGGAUGCCUUUAAGGGCUCCCUGCAUCAGCAGCAAGACGGGCCGGGCCUCAUGGCUUUUUGGUGGUAUCAAACUUGACUUCCAGCAGGUUCAGACUGGGCCUGCAUUCCUGCUGAGGGCAGGAAAGGCCGAAGGGAGCUUCCAGAGGUCUCAUUCAGAAGCAAGGAGUGAUCCGCUCACCUUGGAUAAAUUGAGACAGCUUGCUUUUUAGUGGCACAAAUCAAUAAAACCAUUAACUUUUUAAAUGAC